Messenger RNA from Manihot esculenta (cassava), 1438 nucleotides. Its product is annotated as thioredoxin-like protein YLS8. Gene Ontology annotation, biological process: mRNA splicing, via spliceosome. NCBI's taxonomy places the organism in Eukaryota, Viridiplantae, Streptophyta, Magnoliopsida, Malpighiales, Euphorbiaceae. The coding region runs from base 928 to 1242 and encodes 104 amino acids. The record is from RefSeq and is a predicted model, not a curated record. Gene Ontology annotation, cellular component: U4/U6 x U5 tri-snRNP complex; U5 snRNP; spliceosomal complex. The transcript is spliced from 5 exons.
AGGAGAAGAGAAGAGCAAACAAUGUCCUACCUAUUGCCGCACUUGCACACAGGGUGGGCCGUCGAUCAGGCUAUUCUUGCCGAAGAAGAGCGGGUUGUGAUCAUCCGUUUUGGCCAUGACUGGGACGAUACGUGCAUGCAGGAGUCAAACCCGUAGGGCUGUAGUGCUGCGCCCGUUACUGAAGAACCGUCAAAAAGAUGCCAUUGAGGAAAGAUUAAGGUACAUACGUGUUAUAAAAUUCAAAAGGUUACCCAAUAAUCGGAAAGUUUCUAGCAGUAGUCUAAUUUCAAAACGAAAUUUAAAACCAGAAAAUUAGCUGUUGAGCAAAAUUAUAUUUGGGAAAUUUAACUGAAUUAUAGUAAAAAUUGCUUGUAAUAUAUGCUCUGGUAUUGCUUGGUAAGCUAAUGGUUUGGAUGUGUUGUAAUUUGGCAUAUUGAGUGUAAGUUCCAUUGCAGUCCACAUAAAGGCCAACAUUCAGCUUGUUAUUCCCUUUUGAGUUGCUUAUUGCAGGAUUUAUAGUCUUGGCAGCGCUUUGCAUACUUGCUGCUUCACAGGAAUUCUUUUAUUUUCUUUCCUUGGGUGCAUUCUAGUUCUUUUAAUUGUUUAUUUUUUGGACUGUUAUCUCUUGUUCAUGCAAUUCGGGAAUUCUUAAAUGUGCUGAAAAUCUGAUUUUCAAACUGUUGCAUUUAUUUUUUGAAUUAGUAUUGUUUAUUUUUCUCGAGUAAUAGCCUAUCAUGCUCUAACAAUUUAUGCAAAUUUAUUUUCUCUCAUCAUAGAGUGGAGAACACACAAAAGUCCGUGACUGCAUUUGCAUAACGCGUUGAUUUCUGAGUUUUCAGAAUAGCUUUAGGCGUUUGGACUGCAACAUACAACAAUUUUGAGUGCCUUGUACAGGUUCUGAAUUAUCUCUUGAGCUGCUCAAGAGUUAUGCUGAUGGAUGAAGUCCUGGCGUCAGUUGCUGAGAAGAUAAAAAACUUUGCCGUCAUUUAUCUAGUGGACAUCACAGAGGUACCGGAUUUUAACACCAUGUAUGAGUUGUAUGAUCCAUCCACGGUCAUGUUCUUCUUCAGGAACAAACACAUUAUGAUUGAUCUUGGAACUGGAAAUAACAACAAGAUUAACUGGGCUCUUAAAGACAAACAAGAGUUCAUCGACAUAGUUGAAACUGUUUACCGUGGAGCAAGGAAGGGCCGGGGUUUGGUCAUUGCUCCAAAAGAUUAUUCCACCAAGUACCGUUAUUAGUGCUUGAGCAAGCUCAUUGAUUUCUAGCUUUGCAUGGUCCCGUAGAGGCAAUAUUGCAAAUUUGCUAUAUAUCUAACUCGGAAAUACAAUAGAAAUUUGUCCUUGACAUGUUCUUAUAGAACCCUUUAUAAAUUGGUGGUCAUUAGUGGAAUUUACUUGGUAUUGUUUGCAUUUUAAUGCAAUUUACUUUUGAAAA